AUGGCCCCGGAAGGUGCAUCUCAUAUACCUGGCGGGAACACAAAUGACGGCGGAACCGGUGACCGUCUCGGCGCCGCCACGUUUUCGACUUCGGCGGUGACCGAUUCGCCCUUUCAGCCUGGCAGUGUUUCAUCAGCCGGCUUUCGCAGUGUCCAGUUCGCAGCACCACGUCGGACCAGACGCAGCGGCGACGGGGACAACGAUGACGACAACGACGCCUCGUCGCGGCUGCUAGACGACGACGACAAUGCCGAAGACGAGGGACGGGAUUCGUACGACGGGGACAGCCGCCGAGAUGCCGGCGACUGGCCACCACUGCGGCGGCGGCGGCGGUCAUCAGUUGGUGCUCGCUUGUCUGCUCUCACCGACAUUGGCGGCGUCAACAGCAUCCGCUCGUUCACACGCAGUUUUCAGCGCGCUGCCGGCUUUACGGAGGUUAUACCACAACGACCGUCGUUCGUCUUUGCCGCCGACCAGGAGCCCAUCCUUGGCGGACCCGGUGGUGAAGGAGGGCCGUACGAUCCCUAUGACGGUACAGAGUCUGUGGAACCGGGCUCCUACCGUGCCUCGCCGCCAGCAUUCUUGUCUCUGCUGCGGCAACAUCUCGAGGCCGGCCACUCGUCUGCCAUCGCGUCGUCCUCCGACAACACCUCCCUGAAUGCUCCACCGUCUGAACCAGGCAGUCCCAUACCCGGCCAGAGCUCCGUGGCCAUCACAGACGAGCCGAACAAUGGCCAGCUAGGUGGCAACUCGGAGCGUAAGAGCCUUCUCGAUUCAUCCGGGCAGACACGUACAUACCGUGCCGGUAGCACAUCGUCUAUAUUUGCCUGGCCACCGCAUCUGGCCGCGGCCGCGGCUGCCGCUAGUGCGGGUGCAUCCGGCGAAGGUGUUGCCACGUCGCCCAUCGUUGGCAGCUAUGGUUCGUUCCGCACGCACCGUAGUGGCAGCGGGAGCCAUGCUGGUGGCUAUGGCUCUGUCAUUGGCUCGCCGGCCGCGCUCAGCUACAACGCCAUGUCCGGUCGUCUGGGCCCAGGCAGCCAGGCCGCUUCCAUGGCGCAAGCCGGUGUGCUAUGGCGACAGCAGCAAGAGGGCGGCAUUGAUGCCAUGCCAGACGACGAGCGUCCGGAAAUCUUGGUGAAGGAGGUCGAAGAGGACGGGAAGAUUGUUCUGACUGUUGAGGGGCAGUCCACGUUGCCCCAGACCGUCUUCAACUCCAUCAACGUGCUGAUCGGCGUCGGUCUGCUGAGUUUGCCAAUGGGCAUCAAAUAUGCCGGCUGGAUCUGUGGUAUGCUCAUUCUGUUCCUUGCGGCAGCCGUCACUGCAUACACAGCGCGUCUCCUGGCCAAGUGCAUGGAUCUUGACCCAGUUGUCAUCACUUUCUCGGACCUGGCCUUCAUCUCUUUUGGACCUCGUGCCCGUCUCGUGACAAGUCUCCUGUUUACGGUCGAAUUGAUGGCCGCAUGUGUGGCAUUGAUUGUGCUCUUUGCGGACUCUCUCGACCUUCUGUUCCCGGGCCUACUCUCCCUGGUCGAGUGGAAGAUCGUGUGCUGCCUCAUAAUGAUUCCGCUCAACUUUUUACCAAUGCGCCUUCUCAGUGUUACGAGCAUCAUUGGUAUCGUGUCUUGCUUCAGCAUCGCUGCCAUUGUCGUCAUUGACGGAUUCACGAAGAAGACUACCCCCGGCUCCUUGAUCGAGCCGGCUGUCACAUACUUGUUCCCUGCGAACUGGCUGACGUUGCCUCUAUCGUUUGGUCUUUUGAUGUCGCCCUGGGGUGGACAUAGCGUGUUCCCAAACAUCUACCGUGACAUGCGGCAUCCGUACAAAUAUGCCCGUGCAGUCAAAAUCACCUUCUCGUUCACACCUCCUCACCAGUAUCUGCUAGACACGGUCACGGCUGUGGCUGGCCUUCUCAUGUUUGGCGAUGAUGUCAAGGACGAGAUCACGGCUAACAUUUUGACCACGUCGGGCUAUUCCAAGGCCUUGACUAUUUUUCUUUGCAUUUUUAUCGCCAUCAUCCCGCUCACAAAGAUUCCGCUCAACGCCCGCCCAAUCAUCACCACAGUCGAGAUCCUGACCGGCAUGCACCAGCAAACUGUCCCCGACACUCAAGCGCUGACCGGACGGUCCAUGUACUUCCGUGGCAUUGUUAAGAUUGCUAUCCGUAUCGUCACGACUGUCACGUUUCUCAUCAUUUCGAUCGUGUUCCCUGCCUUUGAUAGCAUCAUGGCAUUCAUGGGCAGCGCCUUGUGCUCUACGAUUUGCGUCACCCUUCCCAUCUUGUUCCACUUGAAGCUUUUCGGUCAUGAGAUCUCCAAAGCCGACAAGCUGUUUCAGUGCACAGUCCUUGUGAUUUCCAUCAUCAUCUCUAUCAUCGGCACUGUCUGGUCUUUCCUUCCCAAGAGUCUCAUCGGUGUGGAGAACUCUUGA
Messenger RNA from Sporothrix brasiliensis 5110, 2427 nucleotides. Its product is annotated as solute carrier family 32 (vesicular inhibitory amino acid transporter). Gene Ontology annotation, cellular component: vacuolar membrane. The record is from RefSeq and is a predicted model, not a curated record. Gene Ontology annotation, molecular function: amino acid transmembrane transporter activity. Bases 1 to 2427 code for a protein of 808 amino acids. NCBI's taxonomy places the organism in Eukaryota, Fungi, Ascomycota, Sordariomycetes, Ophiostomatales, Ophiostomataceae. The transcript has 4 exons. Gene Ontology annotation, biological process: amino acid transmembrane transport.